UCUAAUUCUCAAUCGUGACACGGCGUAUGCUAACGAAUUGGAUAUAUUCCGUGCGGUUUGUCACUGGAUCAAAAAGAACCAAGACCACCUUCAUCUUAACGAUAAAACCAACAUUUUAUCGGCCGUCAGAUAUCAGCUAAUGGAUGAAGAAGAACUGUCUGAAGUUAGGCGAUCAGAGCUGGUUCGUUCGAAUAUAAUUAUUUUAGAUGUCAUAAAGAAGUCCCUCACACAAACGUUAAAUAAUCGAGGACGAUUGGAACCAAAUGUGAAUUUCGCUCAAGAAGAUUCGAUAGAGCAUUUUCAUAUUGACGGCAGUACCAUGAUCAUGUUGAAUCAACCAUCGAGUAUAAACUAUAUCGAAAUGGAAUUAUAUGAUUGGAAUUUCUCCUAUUACAUUGAAGUAUCAAUAGAUAAGUACAGUUGGUUUCGUGUGAUUGAUCAUUCAAAUUACGAUUGUCGGUCAACUCAACGUUUGUGGAUUAACCGAAUAUAUGUUAGAUACAUCCGUAUUGUUGGCACUAAAAAUACCCUUAAUAAGACUUUUACUUUUAAAAUUUUAAAAGUCAUGUACAAUACGGACAAAUUGCACUUGGUGGAAAUCAAAAACGGAUUAGUUGCUCCAAAGUACAAUGUUGCUUUACCAUCUAUGGAUGCGACUGUAAUCAAAGGAAUUCCAAAUUGGAUUAUCUACAGAAUGGAGAAAUCGCUCGAAAAGAUUCAAAACAACAUUUUGUAUGAUGACUAUAAAAACUUCCUUUUUGAUCGUGGAUAUACAUAUCACGAGGUGAAUUUGGGGUGUAUAGAGGUUCAACUCGCACAACCGUAUGUGCUAAGUUCAAUGAGGAUACUGCUUUAUGACCGCCAUAAGUAUACCUACGGUUACACUGUUCAUGUUUCAGUCAAUCAUAAAGAUUGGGACAUGAUUAUCGAUAAAUCCAAUAAAUCGUGCCGAUCGUGGCAGUCGUUGCAAUUUGAACAAAGGCUGGUAGUGUACAUACGUAUUACUGGCGUUCAAUCUUCAGAUACUGACAGAACAUUUAAUUUAAAAUAUUUGGAGGCACCCGAUCAAGUAUCGCUAGAUUCCAUCAUCAAAAAACCGUGGAAGUCGAUGUUGUCGCUUUUAAAUCGGAAAUAGCGCCACCAUUCGCC
Molecule: messenger RNA, 1149 nt
Organism: Adelges cooleyi (spruce gall adelgid)
Lineage: Eukaryota; Metazoa; Arthropoda; Insecta; Hemiptera; Adelgidae
Product: BTB/POZ domain-containing protein 9-like
Exons: 6
Coding region: 140-1135 (331 amino acids)
Biological process (GO): modulation of chemical synaptic transmission; circadian behavior; adult locomotory behavior
Source: RefSeq, a predicted model, not a curated record